CUCCCGCGCUUCGCAAGAAAUGCAACCAGAAGCAGGUGCAGAACCAUGGGAAGCUCUUGACCUAGACGACUCUGAACUCCCAUCUCUCCUCCGACCUUGUAAACGCAAAACUUCACUACCUUCUUCCUCAAAUCUCAACAAUUCCUACAGUACAAGUACUCCGUUGCUCGAGCCUUACACUCUCAGAUCCUCUUCACUUCCCCCCCGUCUGCCUCUUCCUACGCUCAUCCCUGGCCCCGCAGGAGCUGUUCAGGCUGCCAUGCGAAGGAAAACAAGCCACGAGGCUGAUUCUCUCGGUGACCCGGGUGAUGAUGGGGUAGCGAUUGGGACGCCCUUGAGUGUUAUCAGGAAUUGGGGUAAAAUGAACAAGAUUGACCAGGUUGUGGCCAUUGUCAAAACCUGUACCCCUAAUGGUCUUGGCGAUUUCAUGGUAACCCUGAAGGAUCCAACGGGAACCAUAGAUGGUAGCAUCCAUCACAGAGUGUUUACCGAGAGUGAAUUUGGAAGGGACGUAUGUGUUGGUGCAGUGUUGAUUCUACAAAAGGUUGCAGUUUUUGCUCCUUCGCGCACAGCACGGUAUCUCAAUAUGACACUCAACACCAUAGUCAAGGUCAUCUCAAAGGAUAGUGGAACUCUGCUAAAACAGAAUAAUCCUACAUCUCCUGUUGUUGAAAAUCAGAAACAGGCAAUGAUGCGAGAGAAAGCACCGGGAGGUACUCAAGGAAUCAUGGAUAACCUCAGACAAAAUGCCCAGGUGAGAUGGAGGACUCAAACUCAUGUGGAUAAAGAAGUAAAAGGGGGAGAUUCAGCAUUCAGAAUCAGCUGCCAGAGUGAUGAGAGUAGAAGAAACCAAAGUGAAAAACAGAGCAAUCAUUUGGUGAGGCAAAAUGCUGGUGAGGUAAUGAGAGGCAGAGAAACCAGAACCAGUACUACUAAUGAGGAUCAACAUGUCUUAGUUUGUGAGCAAGCCUUCCCACUUAUUCAGAGUAACAGAGGCACUCAGUUGGACAGUAUUCGGAGCAGUAAUCCUGCAACAAAUUUUUUCGGAAACCCUGACAAAGAAAAUGAGAAUAUCUUUGGCGAAGAUAAUGAGAAUAUUAACAUUGUUAUGAAGCAAAAGAAGCAGCCGGUAAUAUCAAAAGGUUCACUCCCAAAGUGGACUGACGACCAGCUGAAUGAACUGCUGGAAUUUGUUUGAGGUGGUGAUGGUGUCUGGAAUGAUAUUCGGCUUUUUUGUUGCACUAGGGAGUUGCAGCAUGUAAAUGGAUUCUUCUUUUGAAGGCAAAUUACAGUAACAUCAAGAGUUUGGGAAAAA
This is a messenger RNA of Carica papaya (papaya), 1315 nucleotides long. Lineage: Eukaryota; Viridiplantae; Streptophyta; Magnoliopsida; Brassicales; Caricaceae. The record is from RefSeq and is a predicted model, not a curated record.